This is a messenger RNA of Pristis pectinata (smalltooth sawfish), 810 nucleotides long. Its product is annotated as testis-specific serine/threonine-protein kinase 6-like. Gene Ontology annotation, cellular component: cytoplasm. The record is from RefSeq and is a predicted model, not a curated record. Bases 1 to 810 code for a protein of 269 amino acids. Lineage: Eukaryota; Metazoa; Chordata; Chondrichthyes; Rhinopristiformes; Pristidae. The transcript has 2 exons. Gene Ontology annotation, molecular function: protein serine/threonine kinase activity; tau-protein kinase activity; ATP binding. Gene Ontology annotation, biological process: protein phosphorylation; microtubule cytoskeleton organization; intracellular signal transduction.
AUGAGUGGUCCAAAACUUUACCUUACCAUACUUGGUUAUGAGAUCGGUGAAGUCAUUGGGAGAAGGACCUACUCUGUAGUGAGGAGAGCCUUCUCCCAAAAGCUUCAAAGAUCCAUUGCCAUAAAAAUCAUUGAUAAGUCCAAGCAGGUAGAUGACUACUUGACAAAGUUUUUGCCGAAAGAGGUUUCCAUUUUAGCUCAGUGUUCACAUCCAAAUAUAAUAAAAGUAUAUCAAAUUAUCGAAUCUUGUGAACAUACAUUAUUUAUAAUGGAGGAAGCACAAAUGGAUCUCUUUGACUUGAUUGACUCUCGAGGCCAUUUAUCUGAAGAUGUGACCCAGUGUUACUUUAGGCAGAUUGCUCAGGCAUUGGAGUAUUUCCAUGCCCAUCAUAUUGCACAUCGGGAUAUCAAGUGCGAGAACAUUUUACUUUCUGCUGAUGAUGUCCCAAAGAUCACUGACUUUGGCUUUGCAACCUGCAUGAAGGGGUUAGAAAGCUGCUCUUGUACAACCUUUUGUGGAUCAGCAGCCUAUGCUGCUCCUGAGGUUCUCAAUGGUGGCAAGUAUGACCCUUUCAAGGCAGAUGUCUGGAGCUUGGGUGUUGUCCUUUACCUUAUGGUGACCGGAUGCAGACCCUUUGCUGAUGGUGAGCUUUCAAAGCUCAGGGAGUUACAGAGUCAGCCAUUGCAAUUUCCUCCAUCACCUUCUCUUAGUGACUGCUGUCAGAGUCUUAUCAACACCAUCCUGAACAACAACCCAAAGGAAAGACCUGAUGUUAGUCGGAUCAUAAAGCAUCAACGGUUUAAAGAAUAG